UCAAAUGUCAAAGAAUUGUCAAAACAAAGUUCCAAAAUGCCAGGUGUUUGUGAUGAAAUUAUAGACGAUAUUGAAGAUUUAAUAUCUUCGCAAGACAUUACGCCAAAAGAAAGAUACUCUAGCAGGAAAACCGUGAGCGUCCGGUCAAGGAAGCGUGACAACAAGAAUGAUUCCGAACCUGUAGAAAAGGUUAUUUUGGAGAGUGUCGUGCCAGGCACACAAACAAUCUACGUGAAGACAUGGGGGUGUGCGCACAACAACUCAGACUCAGAGUACAUGGCCGGACUACUGGCUGCCCACGGCUACCGCCUGACGGAGGACAAAUUUGAUGCUCAGCUGUGGCUGCUCAACUCUUGUACUGUUAAGAGCCCCGCUGAGGAUCAUUUCAAAAAUGAGAUAGAGCUAGGCCAAAGUCGUGGUAUCCACGUGAUAGUGGCAGGGUGUGUGCCACAGGGAGCGCCUCGUGCUAACUACCUGAUGGGGCUCAGUGUGGUUGGUGUGCAGCAGAUAGACAGGAUUGUUGAGAUUGUGGAGGAAACACUUAAAGGCCACACAGUCCGUCUCUUCGGUCAAAAAAAGACAAGCGAGGGACGAAAAGCAGGUGGAGCUUCCUUACUCCUCCCCAAGGUCAGGAAGAACCCCCUCGUAGAGAUCAUCUCCAUCAACACGGGUUGUCUCAACCAGUGCACGUAUUGUAAGACCAAGCAUGCCCGAGGAGAGCUGGGCAGUUACCCGCCCGAGGAAAUUGUGGAGAGAGCCCGACAGUCCUUUACUGAGGGUGUCUGCGAGAUUUGGUUGACUAGUGAAGAUACUGGCACAUACGGUCGUGACAUCGGCACAUCUCUCCCGGCGCUGCUUUGGCAGCUAGUGGAAGUGAUCCCUGAAGGCUGUCGGCUGCGGCUCGGCAUGACCAACCCGCCGUACAUACUGGAGCAUCUCGCUGAAGUCGCCAAGAUCAUGCAUCAUCCUAGGGUUUAUAAAUUCCUACACGUGCCGGUGCAGUCGGGCAGUGAUCAAGUGCUCUCUGACAUGAAGAGAGAGUACACAAGAGCAGACUUCGAGAAAGUCGUCGACUUCCUCAGAGAAAAGGUACCAGGCAUCACGAUAGCCACGGACAUAAUCUGCGGCUUCCCCGGCGAGACGGACGCGGACUUCGAGGCCACCUACUCAUUGUGUGACAAGUAUCGCUUCCCCUCGCUCUUCAUCAACCAGUUCUUCGCCAGACCUGGCACGCCGGCUGCUAAGAUGACUAAGGUCCCAGCACAAGAAGUAAAGAAACGCACAAAGAAGCUGUCAGAACUAUUCCGCUCGUACGAGCCGUAUGGCCACAAAGUCGGCGACAUUUACGAAGUACUCGUCACAGACAUAUCCCACGACAAAAACUAUUUCGUGGCCCACAAUGAAUUCUACGAGCAAGUUCUAGUACCCAAAGAAGAAAAAUAUAUGGGAAAGAUGUUAACUGUGAAAAUUACUAGCGCGAGUAAAUUCUCCAUGAUGGGAGAGCCCAUAGACAAACCCAAGAUGGCGGGUUUGACAGCGCCAUUGAAGAAAGGCGUUGUCUCUGGUAUUACUGAAGUGGAAAAUGUGAAAGUCGGUAGUAAAGUUCCGAUACCAAUAAUAAUGCUAUUAGCUGCUGUUAUUUUUAGGCUGAUCUGGAUAUUUUUAUAGUCAUGUAUAAAGAAAUAUAUAGAUUUAAGGAUA
Molecule: messenger RNA, 1701 nt
Organism: Helicoverpa zea (corn earworm)
Lineage: Eukaryota; Metazoa; Arthropoda; Insecta; Lepidoptera; Noctuidae
Product: threonylcarbamoyladenosine tRNA methylthiotransferase
Exons: 8
Coding region: 37-1668 (543 amino acids)
Biological process (GO): tRNA methylthiolation
Cellular component (GO): endoplasmic reticulum
Molecular function (GO): 4 iron, 4 sulfur cluster binding; tRNA (N(6)-L-threonylcarbamoyladenosine(37)-C(2))-methylthiotransferase activity
Source: RefSeq, a predicted model, not a curated record